AUGUUGGCCACACGAUUGACAUGCUGCCAUCCGAAGUCGACCUCGACAACAGCGAGCAGGCAGCGAACAGCGUCGAGCUCGAACACUGGUUUGCAUCGCAUCGGCACUUUGCUGGGCGGCGCUCACCACACGACCAUAGCAUCGACUCUAGCAGAGGUUGCAAGCAGGAAGCGCGAUAUACACCGUGUGGGGAUGCUGCAGGCGACAGGGGCUACCUCGUUUCUGCGCUCGUUCAGCAGCACAUGCCUACACGCGCCGUCGCUACUGCUAGCAAAGCCGUCCACGCGCGAUCUGCCCACGCGCGACACACCGGGGCGGAUCAGCACGCGCUCACGACGGCGGACAUCGCCGCUAUUCGACCGCGCCUCCCUGCGCAGCACCUCCUUCGGCUCUCGCCCCCCACGCCCUCCGCCUCCGCGGCGUCCCUCGUCCUCGCUCGCACGGCUCACGGCGCGGAUUGACGAACGGCUUUUCUCACACCUACCGCGCAACUUUGUACUCUACACCAUCCUCGCGCUCAACUGCUUUGUCUUUGGCAGCUGGCUGUACGCCGCCGAGUCGCUGCGCCGGUUCCACGACCCACGCGCAUACAUCUUCCUGUCCAAAAACUUCCUCUCCGGCAUCCCCAACGUGCGCGAGGGUCGGUGGUGGACGAUGCUUACCUCGUGCGUGUCGCACGAGAAGCUCGACCACUUCUUGCUCAACAUGGUCUCGCUCGCCUUCAUGGCCCCGCCCGUGCUGGCGCUCACGGGGCCUACGACAUUCGUGUUACUCUACUUUGGCGCCGGGGUGGUCAGCAGCGUCGUGUCCAUGGCGGGCAAGGCGCUCGUGUCGUCGUCGCCGGCCGGCGCGGGCGGCGCGGGCGCGGAAGGGUUCAGCCAUGGCGCAAGCGGGUCCGUGUAUGCGAUCAUGUCAACGUUUGCCUGCGUGCACCCGACCGCGACGUUUUUGAUCUUUUUCGUCAUCCCAGCACCCGCAUGGGCGUGUGUCAGCGGCAUCUUCGCUUGGGAUCUGUACCACGCCGCAGGCACGCCCAAGGGCAGGACCGACUCGGCGGGGCACGUCGGCGGCAUCCUCGCUGGCAUUCUCUUCUGGCGCUUCGGCCUGCGAGGCGUGCGCCUCUAA
Molecule: messenger RNA, 1125 nt
Organism: Sporisorium graminicola
Lineage: Eukaryota; Fungi; Basidiomycota; Ustilaginomycetes; Ustilaginales; Ustilaginaceae
Exons: 1
Coding region: 1-1125 (374 amino acids)
Cellular component (GO): membrane
Molecular function (GO): serine-type endopeptidase activity
Source: RefSeq, a predicted model, not a curated record